AUGACGGAUGAGACAACACAAAGCUUGGGAACUACUUCUACUCGAGCACCAACCCAUCGAAGAAAAAAAUCUUCUGUUUGGACUCACUUCACUCCUGAUUUAGAUUUGAUUGGUAUAGCUAGAUGCAACUACUGUGGCUCCAAGCUAAAGUCCAAUAAUGGAACGUCUUCCAUGGCUGCUCAUUCAAAAAAGUGCAAGAGUAAAAGAAUGAAAACAACUCCUUCAUCAAAAACAAAUGUGGCUUCCCCUUCAACAAUGGUGUUAGUCAAAUUUGACCAAGAGAAAUGUCGAAAGGCAGUGGUUGACAUGAUUGUGGAAAUGGACCUUCCGUAUAUGCAUGCGGAUCAUAAAGCUUUUCAUCGUUGUUUGAAUGUAUUUCAGCCAAGAUAUAUUCCUAUCUCUCGAUGCACUGUAGCACGUGAUGUUUUGUCUUUGUGGGAUUUUGAAAGGGAAAAAUUGAAGAGAUUUCUUUCCGAACAUUGUCGAAGUAUGUGCUUGACCACAGAUGGUUGGACUUCAUGUCAAAACAUGAGCUACAUGUGCAUAACAGCACAUUUUAUAGACAAUAACUGGACAUUGCACAAGAAGAUUUUGAAUUUUGUUCAAGUCUUAAGCCAUUCAGGAGAAGUAAUGGCAAAUACGAUUUCACAAUGCUUGGACAAUUGGGGGUUGAAAAAUGUUUUGAGUGUGACAGUUGACAAUGCGUCAUCAAAUGAUCGCGGGAUUGAAAAUCUCAAAAGGAGAAUUAGGGGUGCUGUCAAGUAUGUUAAGUCUUCUCCGAGUCGAGAACAUAAGUUUUUCGCAUUUGUUGGAAGUAGACAUAUUGAAUACAAGGGUAGUGUUCAAUUCGAUUGUGAUACUCGAUGGAAUUCAACAUAUGACAUGUUGAAGGCUGCUCUACCACUUCAAAUAGCCUUUCUUGAGUUUGAGAUUAGUGAUGCUAAGUAUUGUGAAGAACUUGAGAAAGGGAGUGGCAUUCCUACCGCUUUAGAUUGGGAGAAAGCACGCGAGGUUGCUCAAUUUUUGGAAGUUUUUAAGGCUUCAACUUUGCGCAUAUCAGGUUCAACAUAUGUGACAAAUAAUAUGUACUUGGAAGAGAUCCUAGGAAAAAAUUGGUGUAUGCUCGUUGGUUUAUCGAAAAAAAACUUUGAUAAACAAAAUGCUGAAAUCUUGAAGGAUAAAUUAGAAUCGGAUUUGAAAACCAUAUUUGAGGAGUAUAACGGUGGUGCGACAAGUGGAUCUCAAAGUAGCUUUGUUGAACCCCCUGAAUUAGUUGGACGAAUUGGAAAUCCCGAAUAUUAUUAUGGGAUAUUUUUGCAAUCCAGUGGUCUCAAGUCAAGUGGAGUGAAAUCAGAAUUAACAAAGUACUUUAAAGAUAGGUUAGAAGGUGAUAUUCCUAACUUUGAUAUCUUGACUUGGUGGAUGGUGCAUUCAAGUCGACUUCCAAUCCUAGCUAACAUUGCGAGAGAGGUUCUAGCUAUACCCGUCUCAACGGUAGCUUCUGAGUCUGCCUUCAGUACUGGAGGAAGGGUGCUUGAUGACUAUCGCAGUCGCCUAACCGCUAGAUCCGUGGAAGCACUUAUUUGCACAGAAGAUUGGCUUGGUGGAUCACCUUCGCCAUUGCCUACGCAAGAUGAUAUCGACGAGCUUGAGAAAAUUGAGCGAGAAACACCACUUUCAUGGAAUCCAAAAGGAAAAGAUGCAGCUAUUGUAGUCGAUAAUGAAACACCGACACAACACCGAUACACCGAUACAUGUAAUAAUUUGAUAAAGUUGAAUGGAGUCACAUGUGUUGGUGAUUACUAA
Messenger RNA from Vicia villosa (hairy vetch), 1806 nucleotides. Its product is annotated as zinc finger BED domain-containing protein RICESLEEPER 2-like. The coding region runs from base 1 to 1806 and encodes 601 amino acids. The record is from RefSeq and is a predicted model, not a curated record. The transcript is spliced from 4 exons. NCBI's taxonomy places the organism in Eukaryota, Viridiplantae, Streptophyta, Magnoliopsida, Fabales, Fabaceae. Gene Ontology annotation, molecular function: DNA binding; protein dimerization activity.